UUCAGGAGGUUCAGGAUGUUUUCCAGGCCUGGAACAGAAGAUACAGAAAGCGAUCUGCUUCGUUUUCAAGAGGAGUUCCUUGCAGGUCGUUUGAACCCAUCAGCCACUGUCGUUCGUUCGAAUAAUGAAGGAGAGAAUCGCCCUGCAUCGGCAGGAGGAAAGCGCGUCUCUCCGUCUGCACCCGAAGUAGAAAGGGACGUUGUUACUUUGGAAGGUAACAGAUGUCUUAUUGCAUAUGCAUGUCAUUUUUAAUGAGUGAGGAGAAAAGUUAUAGAAAACAACCCACCAAAUUGCAUAGGUCAUUAUUCCCAAGCCCGCGCAGAAAACUGCAAUUCAACUUGUAACUUUUUAACUUGCUAACACACGUUAGCUUAAAAUGUGAUUUAUAAUCUUUUUAAAGGGCUUCCAACAUUGCAGCCUCCUAACCAAGCAGAUCCUGGUUUACCACCUAAAAAGAAAUCAAGAUUCAAGUCAAGACGUCAGGUUUGUGUUUGUAUUCUAACUGAUAUUCCAAGGUUCCCUAACAGAGAUGCCAACCUCUGGGGAUCUAAAAUCUGGAAAUCCUCUCUUUUUGCAUUAAGCCCCCCUCCCUCUGCCAAAUAUCAACAGACCCCCCUCCCUCCCACCCUUCCCCCUUCACUGAUAAGCACAAAUUUACACAGUCUCCAAAAUAAUUGUAACAUGGAAAAUGUGUUGGACAUUAGAAUUAUGAAGUGUUUUAUGAAGCACAUACCAUCAAAGUUUGCUUAAUCAUAACAAAAUUACUGUCAAACUCCGAAAACUGUGAAUGGCUGAAAAUUUUCAGGAAUGUUGAUUGUGUAGUGACCAAUCACAAUGAAGUUCAGGACAUGCGAGCAAACCACAAAACCACAAACUAGCUACUGUUGCUGUUUGCAGUUUAGGUUUCUCACUCCUUAUAGAUGGCUUUCUCCUCACAACACAGUAACAUUAGUAACAUUCCUUGAAUAUUUCUGGUGUGAAUAUUCACGGUUUUGUGAGUUUCACAGUAAUAAUCUUUGUCAGUGAUGAAACUCAUGAAUGCAAGAAUGUCCAGAAACCGUACUAUGAAAUCAAAAACAUUUUUAGAUUUUGAGGAAACGGAGUAAAUUCCAAGCUAAAGCCCAGAAAAGCUCUAAAAGUUGACUUUAUUUUGCAAGAUUUAUUGACCCUUGUGGGAGAGCAGGGAAUUGGUGCCACAUCUGGGAGAGUUAUCAUAUAUGACUGACUGAGCACUGCACACUUAGGUGGGGGAAUGGGAAAAGAAGGGGCAGUCAGUGCAAAUUUCACUUACUCAUCCUCAUUACCGUGACCAAGACAUAAGCUCCUCAGUGUCCUGUGUGCUGUGUGCUGUGUGCUUUGUGCUGUGUGCUGUGUGCUGUGUGCUGUUACCUUGUUAUGGUGGGGGAGCUUGUAUGCCUUAACGAUGCUGUGAGCUAUCAGGGCUGGGACUUAAGCUCCUGGCAGGUCCAAUCAAGCAGGGCAGGUUACAGAGAAAAGUACAGACUAAAAGUCAGCACCUGGUCCUCCAGGUUGGGGUUGGGCGUGGGGCAAACAACCCCACCCCGGAAAAAAACAACUUGUUACCAAAACAGUGCAAAUUUACCAGAUAAAUAAUAUGACAUUGAAUAACAGUACAUUAACAGUGUCUUUGCUGUGCUGUUCUAGAUCUUCAUCCAUUUUUUUUUAUUUUACUUUAUGAGAUUAAGUACAUAAAGGUUAUUUUUAUAGUCUCCUUUUUCCCAUUAAACGGUCAAGGGGGAAGUUGCCUAUUUCCAGUUUGUAGUCUAAGUUGACCUUUGCCUGUCAGUGGUAGAUACCAUUAUCUAGCCUUGUAUGUAUUCCCCAUACCAGAGAAUGGCAUUUCACUGCCCCAAGGUGGUGAUAUAUACAGUGUUCAUGCAUCAAUACAAACUGUAGAUAUUUCCCCGUGCCCCUUUUCUCAAGCAGUUACUUUUUAUAUAGGUUGUGGUUAAUUUAGACCGUUCAUUCGAACUUGUCCCAACCCUAUCAGUGACACAAAUUAAAAUAGUGAGGUGCAGUAAAGCAGGUGAUAUAUUAUGUGUUCAAUCAGCUUUCUUUUCUUUCUCAAGAAUAAAGAGCAAGAUGAUAAAGAGGAUGUAGACUGUGCAGAACUACUAGACAGUAGGUAUUAAGUAAUUUAAUUAUUCCAAUGGCAGGUUAAUUUUAAUUCAGUUAGUAUAGGUCAUAGCAUGAUUUGUAGAGAUAUUUCAAAGUUGUUAUACGUAAUUUCACGGGCCGUUAGGCAUGUGAAAUUUGAGACAAUUUUGAAACAUCACUAGUGGUAUUGAUGCCAAAUAUCACGUACAAAUCAUGCUAUUAUUCGUUUAUACUACUACCUGCAAAAGGUUUGUAAUUUUCACAUGUAGGUAUUUCAAAUUAAGCUGAAAUACCACUGCUCUAAGCCAAUCAAAUUGCAGAAAUUUCUCAUGUAGUAGUAUAAAUGUCUGAAUAAUACAAACUUUGAGUACAGGACACCAUAUAAAACAUGUGUAAACCCUGCUGAGUUCUGUUCAAGAUAAGGGCAUUUUGAUGCCUCUAUAUUAGCUUUUGUUGUUGCCUCCCGCACCCAAAAAGUAUCUUAGGGCUGCAAGAACGAAAAUAAUGUUGUGAUCAAAUUAAUAUCACUUAAUGAGAGAUCAUCACCCAUUUGAUUUCCCCUUACACUAGAGGCUUUUCACAAAGAGGUAAAUAUAAUACUAGAAAAAUGUACAAGAUCAUUAAAUAUAAUAGUAUUAUUAUAAACUAUGUAAACAUUACUUAAAAGUAUUUUAUUUUUGUUUUUGGCAGUUCAUGACAGACAUGUUACUUCAGUGCUCUCUCAAAUUAAGGUACAUACAUUGUACAUGUAGUGGAUCAAUUAUUUUUUGUUCAAAUUUUAUCUCCUUUGCUUUUGGUAUUUUAAUGUAUUAUUGACUUUUAAACAAAGAAAAGUAAGAUUAGAUCCAGGAAAAAAAUUGAACCACAACAUGCAUAAGUUCUAUUUCUGCUUUUAUAAAUAUUAGAGAGGUACAUUCUGUUGUCUCCAGGGGGUAAUGUUUAUAUGUUACAGGUCAAAAUUAAAUUCCAGUUAAAAUUGUUUAACUUAGGUUAAUUCUCAAUUUCCUUUGCCUCUUUGCCCUAAUUAUUCAUAAAAUUUAAGAUUAAUCAGGGCUAGGAGAGAAAAGAAAAUUGAGAAUCAAUCUAGGUUAAAAAUUUUUAGCCUGAAUUUAAUUUUGACCUGUAACAUAUACAGGUAUGAUGUCAUAUUAAACCACUAAAAACCUAUUGGCAUACAUGUAUAAAUGGUACCCUAUUAUUAUUGAUCGUAGUUUGUAUUGAAAAAGUCAAGAUAUUGCAUUAAUGAAGAUUGUUUUUCUUCAUUUUAAGGAGAGGGAAAUUCAGUAUGGAAGUAUCCGAGCUCCUGAGGUAUCUGAAAGGGGAUUCCCUGUAGCUCUUCAUCGUGGAAAUAUGACUGAUCAGGUGAUUAUUAAAUUUUUGACCAUGAAUCUACAUGUACUUCAUACAAAUUGGUUUUUAAAAUUCAGUCGAAUUUCUUAAUUAUGGAGCAAAGCUGAAUUUUUUUGUAUUUUAAAUUCAUUAAAUCUUAAAGCUGCCUAACCACACAUACUGAUUUAAAUAAUUGGCUCACUGAAGCUUGUUAUUUUCUGAUAUAUUUCAUUUCCUUCUCUAGUCUGUUCUGUGGUGUAUUAACCCUUUAAACUCCAAGAUCCGCAAACAAAUUCUCCAGCUUUAUCUCCAUACAUUUCUUUUAAGAAUAGUUGAGAGAAUUUGGUUUAAGAUCAAAGUAUUCUUCCUUUGAUAAUCAAUCUAGUAAUUCUCAUAACUUUUACUCUUGAUGAUUUGCUGAUGUUGUUAGGAGAAAAUUGAUGCUGGUCACUCUUGGAACCUUAAGGAUUAACUGAGUUCAUGUACAUAUACCUAUAUUCCAACAGAAGUCAUCAUCAACCAAAGGCAAUAACUCUGAAGGCAAAAGGAGCUUAUUUGCACGACAGUUUGCAGCUUCAGGAGGCAUUACCUUUGGUGUCAAAGAACAUAAGAGGGAUAAUUCACAGCUUAAAACGAAAACAAAGGAGACUCUUAAAGUUAAUUCACCUCGAGCUCCACAAUUUGUCAAUUCUUCAAUUGUCUCUGGAGAGGGUCUUAUGCAAUCUGGUAGCAAAGAAAUGCUUUUAAAUAAGGAAGUUGAAGAAAUACAUAAGGAGAACACUGCCAAACUAGAAUCCAUGUCACAUGAGGAAAUAUUGGAGGAACAAGCCAGGAUAAAGGCUUCCUUAGGUAAGGCUAAAAUUAGGUUCAGCAUAAAACUUGUUACAGUUACACUGGUCAACAGAGGUGAGCCUGGAAAAAGAUGCUGCAUAGGGGAGGGGUGUGUGUAGCAGACAGAACCUGAAAGGGUGCUUAGAGAUAUAUGUCACCAUGGUGACACAGUAAGAGUCUUCCAUCUGUGCAAAUAGUUUAAUAGCAUUUUUCAAGUCUAGGCUAAAGACAAACCUUUUUAAGCUUGCUUAAUUAGUUAUUUCUAUAUUUGUGCUGUAAUUAGGAUGUUGGUUAAUUUUUAAAGUUAUGUAAAGUGCUUAGAAAUGUUUUUAUGAACACUAUAUAAAUACCACUAUCAUUAUCAUCAUUAUCAUUAUCACAUCUUCAGGCCCUAAUUCUUCAAAAGAUGGCUAACACUACCUGCUGGAUAAAUCAAUGGCUUCUGCAUACACGUACAUCACUUAAAUUAUGGCUACUAAAUGAAAUUUAGGCUAAGUUAAACUACACUGUGGAGACAUUUCUGGCCAGUACUUUCUUGUUGGAGUUAUUCUGGGGUGCCCUUAUCCCAUUGCAGGGGCUCAUGGUUUUUUAACAGCCAUUCUCUUGAGGUCAGGCCAUUACAUUGGGGUGUGAUUGUUUUUCCUAGCUUGUGCUUAGCUUGCAAAGUGUUUUUUUUCCUGCUCUCUACCCUUCGAAAUUCCCCCCACCCCACCCCCACCUCUGGUAAGUAUAUAGUAAGUAUGCUAGCUUCCACUGAUUAGCAGUGUUACAGUGUCUGUGUGGAUGCUACCAUCAGCCUCCCAGGCACCUCCCACACCUCUCAUCUCUGUACAUUCUGCACUUACCAUUGAUACAUGUACAGUUGACUGCCGAUAACUCAAACCCUUGCUAACUUGAACCUCACGCUAACUCGAACCAAAGUCGAUUUCCCCUGGAUUUCUUUCAUACAUUUACUGUAAUUUUACCCUCGGUAACUCAAACCUCCCGCGAACUCGAAGUAAUUUUUGUUUCCCUUCAGAUUAUUUGUAUCGAGAUAACUCGAACCAUGUUUUUAGAGUGUGACAAGUUGGAAAAAAAAACAGUGUACCAACGUACUGAGUCCGAAGCACUGAAUUUAUCUCAAAACAACCGUGUCAUUUCUUUGUCGUUACUUUUCUUUUCACUCCAGUUCAAAUUCAGUGUCCAUCCUUGUGAAGUGUGCGUGAUACUUGCAUUCCCCCCUCGUUUUUUCGCUUACUUCCGGUUAUUUGCUUGGAACUCCAGAUAACUCGAACUUAUUCCGAUUUCGCUAGAAGGUUCAAGUUAUGGGGAGUCAACUGUAUUAAAUGUGGCCGGUGAUACUGUUAGCAGAUGGUUCAUGAUGUCUAAUUACAUGUACAUGUAUGGCUGCCGUUCUUUUGAAACAUUCAGAUGUCUUUUACAUAUUAUGAAACCACACAUUUCUUAGUGUGACUUUCUUUUUGUCAGAUCCAAGUCUUGUUGCAUUUUUAACAUUGAGACAGAGGAAAAACGAAGAUGAAAGAACACAUACAGAUACAAGCAUGGAGAGGAGCAAUGGAGGUGAAUUCCAUGGACAUAUUACAAGCUGUGCAAUGGAUAUAGAAUCUAACCAUGAUGGGAAACAUGUGCAUUUCAGUGAAAAUGUUGAAAUAAUAAAACCAGAUAAUGAAGAAGAAACAAUAUCAGAUCAUUCAACAGCAGAUGGUUGCAUAACAAUUGGUGAUAUGGAGGUCUCCAGUAAGUGGCUUCACAUGGGUACUGUGGAAACCGAGAAGCUAGAAUGGAUGAAAGACUGUCAGACACCCAGUGCUGUGGAAAGUAAGGUAUAUACUUUUAUCUUUCUCUGUAGUUAGCUAUAAGUCUCCUUUGCAGGCAUUCUGUAAUUGUGUCAUCACACAGUGCUCCUGCUUUUUUUUUUUGUGGGGAGGAGCAAUCAUGACCUUAAGAGUCCAUAAACUUCACUUGGAAGGAGAAGGAAUGAACAGUUUAGAUUAUAUGACCCUGCCUCCGAAACAGCUUUGAUUUUAAUUCUUUGGACAUCAUAUGAAGCCCAUCAAAGAGCACGAGCUUUGCCAAGAGGCAAUGUUGUAGAUAAAAUCCAUUCUUAAGUUAAACCAGACUUUCCUCAUUUGUCUCCUUUAUUGGCAGGAAACAAACAAAAUUCUGAAUCAAACUAGGGGUGAUCAAGAUCAGGAUCAGUGAUCAGAGAUCACUGAUGCAUAGUACAUCGUACGUCAAAUGAACUAAUCAGUCCUUUCUCAGGGUGGAUUUGUUGGUUCCUUUGAUGUACUAUGAGUGCAUGAUCUCGGAUCACUGAUCCCAAUGUAACUCGCCCCAGCCUGAAUGCUUUUUGCCUGAUAAGGAAUUUUACCUACACAUCUGAUCUGAAGUUCUGAUUGUUAGCUUGUAAUGAAAGAUAUUUUAUCUGUAAAUGUAUCCCUACAGGAAGGAAGGCAAGCUCGCUUUGACUUUAAUGGCAAUCUAGUCGACCAAAGUGAUGACAUUCCAGAGUAUCUGGGUCUCCAUCACCACGGCGAUGACCCAAGCUCUGCAGGUUACACUCUUGAGGAGUUGACUGUUUUGGCAAGAAGCAGUUUUUUACAGCAGCGGGUGUUGGCCCUACAAGUUCUGGCUAGGAUCAUAAGACAGGUAUUAGUGUCUCUCAAGGUUUUUUUCAACUAGCUUGAUUAAACAGCCACUGGUUUCCCUCGGAUCAAUAUGAGGUGUAACAAGUGAGUGCAGAAAUUCCAGUUCUGAAUGGUUUAAGCAGAUUUGCCUCUAAGCACAACCAAUCAGAAGCACGACUGAGAUCUGGGUAGCAACAUGUCAUCAGUAUGGAAUUUCUGCACUUGUUCCAUAGAGGUCAUUUUGCAGGGAAACAAACCACUAGUGGCAUCAUAAAAUGUGAGCAGUUUUCUCAGGCUAAUUUCAACUAGUAUCACGGAUGCUACAAGUUUUUUUCAGGUUGUUUGACAAAUUGUAUGUCUCCCUAUUUUCAACCUUGCCAGGUCUUCGUGGAAAAAUGUGCAUCAUUUCCAAGGCUGUAACCCUUACCAGUCGACCUUCAGUUUGUAAAUGAGUGAACUUCUCAUGUGGCAUAUGCUUUCAUUAACUGCAAAGCUUACCUGUAUUGUGUCUUCCUUUCUGAAUUCUUUUCCAGGCUCAGCUGGGUGUAUUUCAAGAGCAUCUUGAUGACAAUAUAGUGUCCGUUCUUCUUGAUGCAGGAGUUCUGUUUCUUCUCAGAUGGGCAUUAGAUGACUCCUCCGAUGCUGUCAUAGCAGCUGCCAUCCAGUGUUUUGCUGCUAUUCUCAUUGUGCCAAGUGACAAGGUAUGCAUGAUUAUUAACCCUGUCACUCCCAGACAAAUAAAUUUCCAACUUUCAUUUUCUUUAAAACGCUGAAAUCUAAAUCUGGUCUCCCAAGUGGCUUCUAAACCAGAAUUUUUUCUCGCGAAGGAGAAAAUGUCCAUCGCAUUGGCGACCAUUAUUAGUCACAAUUUUGAGCCCUGCAUACAGAUCAUGAGAAGUAAGAGAACGUUCACUGGAUAUACAGGUGGAUAGUUUUGGUUCCCAUAUCAGGUACUGUUGAAGAAAAAGUUAAAACAGCAGUUAUGACCCACACCAGUGGCAGAUCCAGACCUUCAGGUAAGUGGGGGGCCCGGUCAUCCGGUCAUCCCUAAGAUAAGGAGGGAGGGGGGGCGGCGUUAAAAAAAUUUUUUGGUCUAAAAAUAGGGGAGCCGGCCCCCCUUGGGCCCCUCCCCUGGAUCUGCCACUGCACACAAACAACUUUGUAGUAAUCAAGAGCUCAGCAUGAUUUUACUCCUGUAAAGUAUAGAACAAGGGCAUUUUCCCAGCACCUCGAUACUUCAUUAAUAGUAGAGGGUCAGGGUGCAAAGGAAAUAAUUUUUACAGCUUGCCAUUUGGGCAAGCUGAAGCUAGCAUUUACUAGCCAAAGUGUCAUUUCAACUAGCCCCAAAAGCUUUUUUGACGAGUGGAAUUAAUUUCACAGUUCUUCCUUUAUUCGAAUUGCUCAAAAAACAUCACUUGCCUGUUGGGCAAGUUAAGAACAUAAUUCACUAGCCCGAUAGCAAAAUCCACUAGCCCAGGCUAUCGGGUACUACUUUCUUUUCAAGCUGAGGAUUCCUUCUUAGAGUAAUCCCUAAAUACUUACAGACCUUUCAUUGUAGGAAUUAGCUGAUAAGUUGUUCAGCUUUCCACGUGGACAUGAACUUCCAUCAUUGAGCCCUGUUAAUGAGAAAGAACAAAAAAGGUCUAAUGAAGAGGAAGAAGGAGAAAAGGGAUUGACAGAUGCUGAGCUACUCAAGCAAGAUGUUGUUAAAGUACGUAGCAAUGCAGGCUGAGCUAAAACUGGGCUAAAACUGCAUGGGAUGAACUCAAUAGUAAUACCACUGCAUACAUAUUGUGUGUAAGGCUUUUUGUAGGCUGAAUGAUGACAAUUUAGAGACUUUUUGGGGUUAAAAAAAUCAAUAUUCUGCAGAAUGGAUGGAUAAUUAAGAAAAUCAGUCUAUCCUUGUUGUAAGAGCCUGUAAUGUUUACAGGUGGUGUAAAAGAAAGAAAACAAUGCAGUCAACACAAUAAAGCCUUGGAAAAUAAAAGGGAACAACAGUUAGCCUGAGAAAACCAAUGCUUCCACUUGUUUCGCAGCAUAAUGGUGUCUGAGGAACAAGGAUAGAUAUUCCAUACUGAUGAAGUGUCCCUACUCAGGUCGGGAAGCGCUACUGAUCAGAUAUGAAGUAAAUUAGAUGAUCAAAAGUAAAUUUUCAACCAGAAGAGAAUGAUCACCUAAGGCAAAAUAAUAAUUUCAUCUUUUAUUAAAUUCUGUCAAAUAAUUCUUUGAGAAAAUUAUAGAGAUCAGUCUGAAAAAUUACCUGAGAGGCAUGUUACAUAUUCUAGACUUUUGUGAUAUUGUGAUGUUGUUGAAUAUUCCCAGGGACUGAUUCAGAUGAGUAUAUUGCCGAGACUAAGAUACGUACUUGAAGUUUGUUGUCCAGCAGCCCCUGCAGUUCAGGACAUUCUGGAUAUUCUCACGAGAAUUUGUCAACAUUCUACACAAGUCGCAAGUGAAGUCAUUAAAUGUCCAAGACUUGUGGAAGCCAUCUUUGUUAACUUUCUUCUGCUGGAUAAAUCAAUGGCUUCUGCAUACACGUACAUCACUUAAAUUAUGGCUACUAAAUGAAAUUUAGGCUAAGUUAAACUACACUGUGGAGACAUUUCUGGCCAGUACUUUCUUGUUGGAGUUAUUCUGGGGUGCCCUUAUCCCAUUGCAGGGGCUCAUGGUUUUUUAACAGCCAUUCUCUUGAGGUCAGGCCAUUACAUUGGGGUGUGAUUGUUUUUCCUAGCUUGUGCUUAGCUUGCAAAGUGUUUUUUUUCCUGCUCUCUACCCUUCGAAAUUCCCCCCACCCCACCCCCACCUCUGGUAAGUAUAUAGUAAGUAUGCUAGCUUCCACUGAUUAGCAGUGUUACAGUGUCUGUGUGGAUGCUACCAUCAGCCUCCCAGGCACCUCCCACACCUCUCAUCUCUGUACAUUCUGCACUUACCAUUGAUACAUGUACAGUUGACUGCCGAUAACUCAAACCCUUGCUAACUUGAACCUCACGCUAACUCGAACCAAAGUCGAUUUCCCCUGGAUUUCUUUCAUACAUUUACUGUAAUUUUACCCUCGGUAACUCAAACCUCCCGCGAACUCGAAGUAAUUUUUGUUUCCCUUCAGAUUAUUUGUAUCGAGAUAACUCGAACCAUGUUUUUAGAGUGUGACAAGUUGGAAAAAAAAACAGUGUACCAACGUACUGAGUCCGAAGCACUGAAUUUAUCUCAAAACAACCGUGUCAUUUCUUUGUCGUUACUUUUCUUUUCACUCCAGUUCAAAUUCAGUGUCCAUCCUUGUGAAGUGUGCGUGAUACUUGCAUUCCCCCCUCGUUUUUUCGCUUACUUCCGGUUAUUUGCUUGGAACUCCAGAUAACUCGAACUUAUUCCGAUUUCGCUAGAAGGUUCAAGUUAUGGGGAGUCAACUGUAUUAAAUGUGGCCGGUGAUACUGUAAGCAGAUGGUUCAUGAUGUCUAAUUACAUGUACAUGUAUGGCUGCCGUUCUUUUGAAACAUUCAGAUGUCUUUUACAUAUUAUGAAACCACACAUUUCUUAGUGUGACUUUCUUUUUGUCAGAUCCAAGUCUUGUUGCAUUUUUAACAUUGAGACAGAGGAAAAACGAAGAUGAAAGAACACAUACAGAUACAAGCAUGGAGAGGAGCAAUGGAGGUGAAUUCCAUGGACAUAUUACAAGCUGUGCAAUGGAUAUAGAAUCUAACCAUGAUGGGAAACAUGUGCAUUUCAGUGAAAAUGUUGAAAUAAUAAAACCAGAUAAUGAAGAAGAAACAAUAUCAGAUCAUUCAACAGCAGAUGGUUGCAUAACAAUUGGUGAUAUGGAGGUCUCCAGUAAGUGGCUUCACAUGGGUACUGUGGAAACCGAGAAGCUAGAAUGGAUGAAAGACUGUCAGACACCCAGUGCUGUGGAAAGUAAGGUAUAUACUUUUAUCUUUCUCUGUAGUUAGCUAUAAGUCUCCUUUGCAGGCAUUCUGUAAUUGUGUCAUCACACAGUGCUCCUGCUUUUUUUUUUUGUGGGGAGGAGCAAUCAUGACCUUAAGAGUCCAUAAACUUCACUUGGAAGGAGAAGGAAUGAACAGUUUAGAUUAUAUGACCCUGCCUCCGAAACAGCUUUGAUUUUAAUUCUUUGGACAUCAUAUGAAGCCCAUCAAAGAGCACGAGCUUUGCCAAGAGGCAAUGUUGUAGAUAAAAUCCAUUCUUAAGUUAAACCAGACUUUCCUCAUUUGUCUCCUUUAUUGGCAGGAAACAAACAAAAUUCUGAAUCAAACUAGGGGUGAUCAAGAUCAGGAUCAGUGAUCAGAGAUCACUGAUGCAUAGUACAUCGUACGUCAAAUGAACUAAUCAGUCCUUUCUCAGGGUGGAUUUGUUGGUUCCUUUGAUGUACUAUGAGUGCAUGAUCUCGGAUCACUGAUCCCAAUGUAACUCGCCCCAGCCUGAAUGCUUUUUGCCUGAUAAGGAAUUUUACCUACACAUCUGAUCUGAAGUUCUGAUUGUUAGCUUGUAAUGAAAGAUAUUUUAUCUGUAAAUGUAUCCCUACAGGAAGGAAGGCAAGCUCGCUUUGACUUUAAUGGCAAUCUAGUCGACCAAAGUGAUGACAUUCCAGAGUAUCUGGGUCUCCAUCACCACGGCGAUGACCCAAGCUCUGCAGGUUACACUCUUGAGGAGUUGACUGUUUUGGCAAGAAGCAGUUUUUUACAGCAGCGGGUGUUGGCCCUACAAGUUCUGGCUAGGAUCAUAAGACAGGUAUUAGUGUCUCUCAAGGUUUUUUUCAACUAGCUUGAUUAAACAGCCACUGGUUUCCCUCGGAUCAAUAUGAGGUGUAACAAGUGAGUGCAGAAAUUCCAGUUCUGAAUGGUUUAAGCAGAUUUGCCUCUAAGCACAACCAAUCAGAAGCACGACUGAGAUCUGGGUAGCAACAUGUCAUCAGUAUGGAAUUUCUGCACUUGUUCCAUAGAGGUCAUUUUGCAGGGAAACAAACCACUAGUGGCAUCAUAAAAUGUGAGCAGUUUUCUCAGGCUAAUUUCAACUAGUAUCACGGAUGCUACAAGUUUUUUUCAGGUUGUUUGACAAAUUGUAUGUCUCCCUAUUUUCAACCUUGCCAGGUCUUCGUGGAAAAAUGUGCAUCAUUUCCAAGGCUGUAACCCUUACCAGUCGACCUUCAGUUUGUAAAUGAGUGAACUUCUCAUGUGGCAUAUGCUUUCAUUAACUGCAAAGCUUACCUGUAUUGUGUCUUCCUUUCUGAAUUCUUUUCCAGGCUCAGCUGGGUGUAUUUCAAGAGCAUCUUGAUGACAAUAUAGUGUCCGUUCUUCUUGAUGCAGGAGUUCUGUUUCUUCUCAGAUGGGCAUUAGAUGACUCCUCCGAUGCUGUCAUAGCAGCUGCCAUCCAGUGUUUUGCUGCUAUUCUCAUUGUGCCAAGUGACAAGGUAUGCAUGAUUAUUAACCCUGUCACUCCCAGACAAAUAAAUUUCCAACUUUCAUUUUCUUUAAAACGCUGAAAUCUAAAUCUGGUCUCCCAAGUGGCUUCUAAACCAGAAUUUUUUCUCGCGAAGGAGAAAAUGUCCAUCGCAUUGGCGACCAUUAUUAGUCACAAUUUUGAGCCCUGCAUACAGAUCAUGAGAAGUAAGAGAACGUUCACUGGAUAUACAGGUGGAUAGUUUUGGUUCCCAUAUCAGGUACUGUUGAAGAAAAAGUUAAAACAGCAGUUAUGACCCACACCAGUGGCAGAUCCAGACCUUCAGGUAAGUGGGGGGCCCGGUCAUCCGGUCAUCCCUAAGAUAAGGAGGGAGGGGGGGCGGCGUUAAAAAAAUUUUUUGGUCUAAAAAUAGGGGAGCCGGCCCCCCUUGGGCCCCUCCCCUGGAUCUGCCACUGCACACAAACAACUUUGUAGUAAUCAAGAGCUCAGCAUGAUUUUACUCCUGUAAAGUAUAGAACAAGGGCAUUUUCCCAGCACCUCGAUACUUCAUUAAUAGUAGAGGGUCAGGGUGCAAAGGAAAUAAUUUUUACAGCUUGCCAUUUGGGCAAGCUGAAGCUAGCAUUUACUAGCCAAAGUGUCAUUUCAACUAGCCCCAAAAGCUUUUUUGACGAGUGGAAUUAAUUUCACAGUUCUUCCUUUAUUCGAAUUGCUCAAAAAACAUCACUUGCCUGUUGGGCAAGUUAAGAACAUAAUUCACUAGCCCGAUAGCAAAAUCCACUAGCCCAGGCUAUCGGGUACUACUUUCUUUUCAAGCUGAGGAUUCCUUCUUAGAGUAAUCCCUAAAUACUUACAGACCUUUCAUUGUAGGAAUUAGCUGAUAAGUUGUUCAGCUUUCCACGUGGACAUGAACUUCCAUCAUUGAGCCCUGUUAAUGAGAAAGAACAAAAAAGGUCUAAUGAAGAGGAAGAAGGAGAAAAGGGAUUGACAGAUGCUGAGCUACUCAAGCAAGAUGUUGUUAAAGUACGUAGCAAUGCAGGCUGAGCUAAAACUGGGCUAAAACUGCAUGGGAUGAACUCAAUAGUAAUACCACUGCAUACAUAUUGUGUGUAAGGCUUUUUGUAGGCUGAAUGAUGACAAUUUAGAGACUUUUUGGGGUUAAAAAAAUCAAUAUUCUGCAGAAUGGAUGGAUAAUUAAGAAAAUCAGUCUAUCCUUGUUGUAAGAGCCUGUAAUGUUUACAGGUGGUGUAAAAGAAAGAAAACAAUGCAGUCAACACAAUAAAGCCUUGGAAAAUAAAAGGGAACAACAGUUAGCCUGAGAAAACCAAUGCUUCCACUUGUUUCGCAGCAUAAUGGUGUCUGAGGAACAAGGAUAGAUAUUCCAUACUGAUGAAGUGUCCCUACUCAGGUCGGGAAGCGCUACUGAUCAGAUAUGAAGUAAAUUAGAUGAUCAAAAGUAAAUUUUCAACCAGAAGAGAAUGAUCACCUAAGGCAAAAUAAUAAUUUCAUCUUUUAUUAAAUUCUGUCAAAUAAUUCUUUGAGAAAAUUAUAGAGAUCAGUCUGAAAAAUUACCUGAGAGGCAUGUUACAUAUUCUAGACUUUUGUGAUAUUGUGAUGUUGUUGAAUAUUCCCAGGGACUGAUUCAGAUGAGUAUAUUGCCGAGACUAAGAUACGUACUUGAAGUUUGUUGUCCAGCAGCCCCUGCAGUUCAGGACAUUCUGGAUAUUCUCACGAGAAUUUGUCAACAUUCUACACAAGUCGCAAGUGAAGUCAUUAAAUGUCCAAGACUUGUGGAAGCCAUCUUUGUUAACUUUCUUCCUCUCUCCUGGAAAACGUCUGAGGAAAUGAAUGGAUCUGUGAACGGUCAGCCAGUUAGUGGAGCUAUGCGAUUUGUUAGGUCUAUUUGUUGUGCAGGAAGGCACAUGGCUGCAAUGCUGGUGAGUUAAGUAUCCUACUUUUAUCAGGACUUAACUUGAGUGGCACUAUUCAUACUGAGUUUCGUGAGGUUUUGGGGGGCAUAUUUCUAGUUAAAAAAAAGAAUGUACACUGUAAUCUUAGCAACAAAAUAAUAGUGUGAAACAUUCUGGCCACAUGAACUUUCUGCUUAUUUCACAUCAGACAGAAUUACGUCAAACAUGAUCCAAAAUGGCAGCCCACCAUCAUGCUGCAUGUUUAUGGUCUUUGGAGGAAAAUGGUGUAAGAUCAGAGGGACAGUAACUAAACACACUGAGAGAAAUGAAGAGAUCAGAUGUGGACGCUAAACCUACAUGUUUGUGAUGUAACCCUUGCUAUUUUCAUUGACAGAUCUCAAAGUACAAUUUACUUGACCGACUUAUGCGCUACACAGCUCUAACCCCUGGUAACAUGCAGGUUGAACUACAGGAGGCAUAUUCACUGUACAUUGAAAGCCUGCAGACAUGGAGAGUAUGUGUUUUGUAUGGCUUGGGUUGUGACUCUGUCAGGUAAUCUUCAAAUCGAGCAAUUGCUCAUUAAUAAAUAAAUCAAUAAGUAACAAUUUACAGGUAGCACUUACUAAGUGGUUCUUUGUCUACCUAAUACCUGGUCUAAUUGAAAUUUUGGACAUGCUAGUUUUUGAGGAGAGGGGGAAACCAGAGUACUCCUCUCAGAGCAAGGGAGACAACUAACAACAAACUCAACCCGACACUGGGAUUUAAACCUGGGCAACGUUAGUGGGAGGCAAGUGCCCUCAUCACUGCGCCAACCUCGCUCACCAUCAAUCCUUACACAUGUAUGUCCUUUCAGUGGUAAUUUGGCAAGAGGCCUGGCAGCCACCACGGUGGAACUGGAAUGUUUGGAGAAUAGCAAAAUUUAUAUUACAAAACAAAUAUUGGUAAAUUUGUUACUGCUGGUUUUGAAAAUCAUGUAAAAGAGCUGUACAGGACUAAAAAAAAAAAAUAAAUUUGAGACUCUUGCUAGUCUUGUGGACUAGCCUAAGAAAUUUUAGUUCAGUCACAUCUCUCUUUUUACCCGUCAAAAUGUUACAAAUAACAUUGACAAUAAUAACUUGAGCUACUUAUUCCUAACAAAAAAAAAAACCUACAAUUAAAAGUGAAAAUGCUUUUGUCUUGAGACCUGUAUUUUUUCUGGUGUCUUCUUUGCGUGUUCCACCAAAAAGACAAGCAAAGUGAGAGUUUGUCUGGACAAAACAAAUGGUCAUUCUUGGCUGAACAUUGUCUGUUGACCAGCCAUUAUUUGAACCUCAGCUCUUCAACUGCCCCACCGAAAGCAUACUUCACUCAGGCAUAGGAUGAAAUGGCAGAAUUUUAAGAACUCUUGAAGCCUCGAUGGUGUUACUAGCUUCCUUUUUUUUAUUAAUUCCAGGGAAAUGUACUCGGCUUUUAUAGAACAUCUGCAAUUAGUUCAAAGUCUGUCAAUUUUAGUGACCAUGCCUGAAGGAAAAGCAGAGCUUUCCUGUGUCACUGCUGUAUUUGGUGUCAUAGAAGCUGCCAUUUAUGCUGCUAGUACAUCUGCUGACCACAAGGCUCAGGGAAAUGCAUCAACUACUGAAGAGCACCAUGGGAUAGAUUCUCUGCCACCUUUGGCUCUUAAUUGGAGUCAUGUGACUGGAUUCCUGCCUCUGAUUGGUGCAAUUAUAACUAAGUGGGUUAAGGAGAUUGUGGAUUCAGAUACAACAACUCUUCAGGUAUAUAAAGUACCUUAUAUUAUUACAUUAAAUAAUAAAACAUAUUAAAGGUCAUGGAGAAUAUAGGGAAUGAUCACAAAGCAAAAAAGGUAUUGAUUGUAGAACAAAUUGUCCUCAGCUCAAUAGGAAAUAUGUAACGUACUGUACAGAGAAUAUGCAUGCUAUAAAUAGACAUGUAGUGUAUAUACCUGUAUUGUGGAGGUAUUAAUGGUAGGCCAUUCUGUGAUGUUCACUAGCUUUCUUUGACAAGAAACUGUCAUUAGCCUUCUUUGUCUUCACCCAGGAGCAUAAGGUACAAGACGACAUACUGUUGGUGAUGACCCUAUAAUGUACUAGUAUUCUAUAGUAUACCCUGCAAGCGGAGGUUUCUUUCCAGCAUGGCUUUUAGCAUUUGCAGAGUCAUUUGUGUCACAAUUGUCAUUUACGUAGUUAGCUUGCACCCAAGAGAAAUGUUCCUCAUGGGGGUAACUAUAUUACUACGUUCUUAGUGCUACUAUUACUGAUAUUUGCUUCAUGUCUUUUUGUUUUACCAGCCUGAAAACCUGUGUCUUCUUUCUGGAUCUCUUGCUAUUUUAACCGCUUUCUAUACUAAGCCACUUGAGCAGGUACAUGUGACAUAUAGGGCAGACAGUGAGAUUUAAAUGAAGGCUGCUUCUGUAAACAACCAUAGUCUUGUAAUAUAAGAUGCGUACACUUUGCAAAACAAAUUUUCGAUUAUUGUGAUGACUGAUUCAUUAACAGGGUACCCACUCACCAGUGGAAACUCUCCAUGAGCUAGAGCAACUGACCAGUACUGUGCUCCUUCCCAUAAUCAGCUCAAAAUUCCUGGAUAGCUGUUUCACUCAAAUCAGGUAAAAAUGUCCAAGACUUGUGGAAGCCAUCUUUGUUAACUUUCUUCCUCUCUCCUGGAAAACGUCUGAGGAAAUGAAUGGAUCUGUGAACGGUCAGCCAGUUAGUGGAGCUAUGCGAUUUGUUAGGUCUAUUUGUUGUACAGGAAGGCACAUGGCUGCAAUGCUGGUGAGUUAAGUAUCCUACUUUUAUCAGGACUUAACUUGAGUAGCACUAUUCAUACUGAGUUUCGUGAGGUUUGGGGGGGCAUAUUUCUAGUUAAAAGAAACAAUGUACACUGUAAUCUUAGCAACAAAAUAGUGUGAAACAUUCUGGCCACAUGAACUUUCUGCUUAUUUCACAUCAGACAGAAUUACGUCAAACAUGAUCCAAAAUGGCAGCCCACCAUCAUGGUGCAUGUUUAUGGUCUUUGGAGGAAAAUGGUGUAAGAUCAGAGGGACAGUAACUAAACACACUGAGAGAAAUGAAGAGAUCAGAUGUGGACGUUAAACCUACAUGUUUGUGAUGUAACCCUUGCUAUUUUCAUUGACAGAUCUCAAAGUACAAUUUACUUGACCCACUUAUGCGCUACACAGCUCUAACCCCUGGUAACAUGCAGGUUGAACUACAGGAGGCAUAUGCACUGUACAUUGAAAGCCUGCGGACAUGGAGAGUAUGUGUUUUGUAUGGCUUGGGUUGUGACUCCGUCAGGUAAUCUUCAAAUCGAGCAAUUGCUCAUGAAUAAUUAAAUAAAUAAGUAACAAUUUACAGGUAGCACUUACUUAGUGGUUCUUCGUCUACCUAAUACCUGGUCUAACUGAAAUUUUGGACAUGCUAGUUUUUGAGGAGAGGGGGAAACCAGAGUACUGGGAGAAAAACCUCUCAGAGCAAGGGUAGACAACUAACAACAAACUCAACCCACAUAUGGUGUCGACACUGAGAUUUAAACCCGGGCAGCGUUAGUGGGAGGCAAGUGCCCUCAUCACUGCGCCAACCUCGCUCACCGUCAAUCCUUAUACAUGUAUGUCCUUUCAGUGGUAAUUUGGCAAGAGGCCUGGCAGCCACCACGGUGGAACUGGAAUGUUUGGAGAAUAGCAAAAUUUAUAUUACAAAACAAAUAUUGGUAAAUUUGUUACUGCUGGUUUUGAAAAUUAUGUAAAAGGGCUGUACAGGACUAAAAAAAAAAUAAAUUUGAGACUCUUGCUAGUCUUGUGGACUAGCCUAAGAAAUUUUAGUUCAGGCACAUCUCUCUUUUUACCCGUCAAAAUGUUACAAAUAACAUUGACAAUAAUAACUUGAGCUACCUAUUCCUAACAAGAAAAAAAACCUACAAUUAAAAGUGAAAAUGCUUUUUGUCUUGAAACCUGUAUUUUUUCUGGUGUCUUCUUUGCGUGUUCCACCAAAAAGACAAGCAAAGUGAGAGUUUGUCUGGACAAAACAAAUGGUCAUUCUUGGCUGAACAUUGUCUGUUGACCAGCCAUUAUUUGGACCUCAGCUCUUCAACUGCCCCAGCGAAAGCAUACUUCACUCAGGCAUAGGAUGAAAUGGCAGAAUUUUAAGAACUCUUGAAGCCUCGAUGGUGUUACUAGCUUCCUUUUUUUUUAUUAAUUCCAGGGAAAUGUACUCGGCUUUUAUAGAACAUCUGCAAUCAGUUCAAAGUCUGUCAAUUUUAGUGACCAUGCCUGAAGGAAAAGCAGAGCUUUCCUGUGCCACUGCUGUAUUUGGUGUCAUAGAAGCUGCCAUUUAUGCUGCUAGUACAUCUGCUGACCACAAGGCUAAGGGAAAUGCAUCAACUACUGAGGAGCACCAUGGGAUAGAUUCUCUGCCACCUUUGGCCCUGAACUGGAGUCAUGUGACUGGAUUCCUGCCUCUGAUUGGUGCAAUUAUGACUAAAUGGGUUAAGGAGAUUGUGGAUUCAGAUACAACAACUCUUCAGGUACAUAAAGUACCGUAUAUUAUGACAUUAAUUAAAAAAACAUAUUAAAGGUCAUGGAGAAUAUAGGAAAUGAUCACAAAGCAAAAAAGGUAUUGAUUGUAGAACAAAUUGUCCUCACCAGCUCAAUUGGAAAUAUGUAAUGUACUGUACAGAGAAUACGCAUGCUAUAAAUAGACAUGUAGUGUAUAUACUGUAUUGUGGAGGUAUCAAUGGUAGGCCAUUCUGUGAUGUUCACUAGCUUUCUAUGACAAGAAACUGUCAUUAGCCUUCUUUGUCUUCACCCAGGAGCAUAAUGUACAAGACGACAUACUGUUGGUGAUGACCCUGUAAUGUACUAGUAUUCCAUAGUAUACCCUGUAAGCGGAGGUUUCUUUCCAGCAUGGCUUUUAGCAUUUGCAGAGUCAUUUGUGUCACAAUUGUCAUUUACGUAGUUAGCUUGCACCCAAGAGAAAUGUUUCUCAUGGGGAUAACUAUAUUACUAUGUUUUUAGUGCUACUAUUACUGAUAUUUGCUUCAUGUCUUUUUGUUUUACCAGCCUGAAAACCUGUGUCUUCUUUCUGGAUCUCUUGCUAUUUUAACCGCUUUCUAUACUAAGCCACUUGAGCAGGUACAUGUGACAUAUAGGGCAGACAGUGAGAUUUAAAUGAAGGCUGCUUCUGUAAACAACCAUAGUCUUGUAAUAUAAGAUGCGUACACUUUGCAAAACAAAUUUUCGAUUAUUGUGAUGACUGAUUCAUUAACAGGGUACCCACUCACCAGUGGAAACUCUCCAUGAGCUAGAGCAACUGACCAGUACUGUGCUCCUUCCCAUAAUCAGCUCAAAAUUCCUGGAUAGCUGUUUCACUCAAAUCAGGUAAAAAAAUUUAAAUUAUAAUUAUUCAGAUUUAUUAUUCAGAGAUUAUUUCUCAACACUUCUUUGGGACCCGAAACAUGGCGGACGCCCAAGGGGGUACCUAACAACAAAAUUCAGUGAUGCAGCGUGAUAAACUAGUGUGUGAAAGGGGUACCAUUUUUCAAUAAAAGGUACACUGUAUACGAAAGGGGGUAUAUAAAAGGGUAAGGGGUUGGACUUCCACAGAUUUAUUUCUGUGGCAACAAAGGAAAUAGGAGAGGAGACGUCUGCAGGCUAGCCUGAAAUAGAUGGAUAGAUAAUUCAGAAGAUGGUUUAGAGUGAUGAAAGUCUUAUGAGACAGGAUCUUCCAUCUGUCUUGAUUAACAGACGGGAAUGAGACAGACCUGUAUAAUCGGUGCAGGUGCUCCCCUAGAAAAGUCGGGAGUCCCUACAAUGGCCUAUAUGAAGGGGCUCCACCCGAAAGGGGAACCUUUUUCAGGUUUCAGGUACACAGAAAUGGUGGGGAUUUCAUUAGUUGCAGUUUAUUAAAGGGGAGGGAAUAUACCACAUUGGUCUGUAAAGACUUCUAAAAUGGCUAACAGAUAACAGAACGGAGAUUCGUCUGUUGGACAAUAUAUUAUAAAAAAUAUUCUUAAACACUAACAAUUGGUUGAAAGUUUGGAGGAGCUUUUAGGAUCCAUCCGGAUACCUUCAUCAGUGAUGACGUUUGUUGUUUUUCGCAGCCUUGUUUUGAUGUAGCUACAAAAUUAUUCCAUAAAUUGUGGAAAGGUUGUAGCCCUGUUCACGGUUCAUUUCCAGUUGCCGAGUAUGAAUGUUUAUGGAUUCGCGUAUGCAUUUUAUGGCUGUGAAAAAAUCGUGAAAACUUUCUGAUUUGGCGAUUCAUUCAUAUUUUAAAAACUCUGCAUUUGUCUAAACUAGUGUGUGAAAGGGGUACCAUUUGUCAAUUGAAGAAACUAGUGUGUGAAAGGGGUACCAUUUGUCAAUUGAAGGUAUGCAACAGGGGUAUAGAAAAGGGCAAGGAGUGUGACCUCCGCGGAUAUAUUUCUGUGGCGACAAAGGAAAUACGAGAGGAGACGUUUGCACGCCGGCUUGAAAUAGAUGGUUAGAUAAUUCAGUAGCUGCUUUUGGGCUUGGCGAGACAUUUAAGCUCAUAAAAGUUAACCAACAAAUUUUCUUUUGAUAAUUAUUACUUUUCCUUCUACAGCUUGUCUCAUGAUAUCAGAAGCUCAAAGCCAUCGGAAAAGGCCAUUAUGAGCCUUCCUGGGUAUGGCUCGUUGGAAGUGAGUUGUAAGGUUGGAAAACCAUUCGUGGAGGUACACAUCCAUGAACUCAUUGGCUUCAUUUCGUCUUUGCUACAGCUGAUGUACCAAGUCACUAAGCUACAUAAAGGAUUGGCUGAAAAGGUGCUGUUCUGUACUGUACUGUACUUUCUUCGUUUCUUUUGUAUUUGCUUUGCUUCUGCUUUCUGCUUUGUUGCUGUUGUGGUUGUUGUACAUGUAUGUAUGGAAAGCAGUGAUUGUUCUUUUAGUGUACACAAUAACCUAGCAAGGUAACUACUCCAACACUAAAACAAAAUUCAUUCAUUUUUUCGUAAAAACAAACCUUGUGCUUUGCUUUUGAAUUCGAAAUUUUUCUUAUCGUUUUGUUUUUUAUUGUUACUUUUAGUUUGUUGCUGUUUUGCACAGGGAAGCCAUCCUCAAGUACUUAAUGCUUGUUGUAAAAUCAAAGGCUUGUACAUCAAGUAUGAAGGUAGCGUUUUUUUUUUUCUUACUUUCUGAGAUUUCUUUGUUUUCGUUUUCUUUUUCCUCUUUACUCACCCUUAUGUGUAUUAAUUUCAGGAUGAAGCGUUAUGUUUCCUUUCUCGCCAAGAGCAUCAUUUGCACUAUUUCUUGCUUAAACUAGCCAAUAAUGUGGUAAGAAAUCCUAUUUCACAGUGUUUUAGUCAUCUUUCAAAAUAACUUGUCCCUAUUGAGCAUAAAAUUCUCCUUGUGUUGGUUGCUAGGCUGUCCAAAACUGUUAUCCACCCUUUACGAUCUUACGAGUGAAGGGGUGCAUGAACAUUCAAAUGAAAGCCACUGCUUAUUAUGCUUUACAAGGUGGUUCUAACUUUUAAGACUGUGCGUGAAAUCCUAACGUUUGACCAUUCAGUUGAAAGCUACUGAGCAGCAUUUUCCUGUGGUACUGUUUAUUAUUCUAUAGAAAAUGUUUCAUAUUUUUGCGUCUGUGGAUAAGAUGGGAUGUUGUAGGCCGGAACUGCGAAUACAUUAUUAUUCUUAUAGCUUAUGGAUCAUCUUGAUUUUCCCUGUUAAGACUGGGUCACUGUUAAAUCGAAUUGCACUAUGGGAAUGUUUUAAGAACGCUAUCCCUUCUUUAAUGAGGUUAGCAUUAGGUAGCAUAAAUUGGCUGAUUGAAGCCAGAUUUUUUUUUCAGUGAAAUUACAUGAAGAACAACUAAGUCCACCUUUACUGUAUAAUAUAAAAUAAGUUAGUUAAACAGAACUGAAAAUUGCUUUGAGCCCGAGUCAUUUGCUUCACAACCUACAUUCAUAUCCACUAUACCAUCGAGUACUAGCUGCCAAAUCCAGUCAUUUUUAUGCUGUCUCCCGUUACAAUAUUUGAAAGCUAACCGUUUUCAGUUCAGUGCUUAACCCUAAUCACUGCACAUUAGUGUUUAACUCUUUAGUAUGUUCUCUCCAAAACUGGCGCUCUGCAGUUUUGUUGUUGUUGUUCUUGUUUUUUUUUUUCAGCAGUUCUACAAGGUUAGUGGGGUUUUGUUACAGUCUCGUUACGUUAGCACAUUGAUACGUUGUGUAAACCUCAUAAAGUGUCUAAUCGGGCUUCACCCGAUGUUAUCUAAUGCCUACCCUUUAAUGAGGCCGAUACGAAGUCGCGCAGGAAACUGAGUCAAAAUUUCUCCCCCAAAAUAGGUCCAUAGAUGUUCCAUGGUACAAUUCGACACAACACGAAUCCAGUUUCCCGCGUAACUUAAAAGUACCCUACGUACCCGCUCAUUUUGUAGGUGCAUUUUUUUAACUGCCCAGAAAUUUCAGCGCCAAGUUUUGCUCUUUCUUUUUUAGUUUGAAGCGACAGAAUCACAAGAGUUGAUUAGCACGGUACCAUUGUGGCAUGAAGUUGGGCUCCUGUUGUUUUCCAAGCUCCUCCAUGGAGAUGAAUUUUAUGCUUUUGACCUCCUCUCCACUGUUUUAUUCAAUUCGAAAUUUUUUCGGUAAGUGAAGAGAACGUAAAGUCGUUAAGCUGUCAGAACUGGACGUCAUUUUUGUAAGUUUGUAUGCUGUUUGUAUCCAAGAACUAGGCUAGGGAUCUUUGGCCAGAAGCGAGAAAUCAGCUAGAAACAGGAAAAGGUGUUGCGCCGUUCCCGCUAUUUGAACGCCUGGAACAGGCUAAAGGGCUUGGGAAUGAGCGUGCAAAUCGCAUGGGGAAUCGUGAGAUUCUGUGUAAACGUUUACAGAAACAAGGUUUUUUCAACGCGAGUGCCUCCAUGACAGGACAGGUCCCUGUCUGACGAGAAAACCAUUGAGAUGCGUACAAGAAGAAUACUUUCCACGCGAAAAGGGGAUUCGGCUAUGGGCGGAAGAUGGAGGUCAAACAGAAACAUGGUAUCACGUAACCAAAUUGUCCUUCACGUGCCGUUUACCUUUCUUUGCGACAAUAAAAGUUACGUUUCAGUAGGCAUAUUCGUAAAAAUAAUUUUACACUUUUUUAUCUGCUCUUUCUUAAUUUCAAAAAAAAAUAAUUACUAAUUAUUUUAUGUCAACCUUAACGUGAUCACAGCGUUAAUUCGCAAAACAAGUGCGAGCGUAAUUCAUUUCUUAUGAGCCGAGAAAACGCGUUUUUUGAAUCAAGAGGAAAUGCAAAGUCAAUUCAGUCACAGCUUGCUGUUAUGCUCUGUUGAAAACUACUCUAUUCAGUUGACUUUGUGCUUAUUCUUGUUUCUAGUGUUCCAACAAAUGAACCGUCAUCGUUACACGUUAUCAAAGACUUAUCGGAGAUGUCUCUCGCCAGUCCUCCCCAGUCAACUACAUACGACGCUUCCACUGCUAGCCGAGGGGAGCUUGUUGCUGAGGCUUAUAAUAACUUGCCUUACAUUCGGUCUGUUUUUGUGGAUUCCUUUCAGGGCAAGAAGCGCGCGUUGGAUUUUUCCAGGUAAAAACUGCGUUAAGUUGAUCUUUGUCGCAGUGAACACUACAACCUCCUUCCCUGGUUUUUCUCCUACUGCGCGGGGUCGAGCAGGAAAGAACCCUGGGAACGAGUUUGUGAACAUCAGGCUAUCAGCUCUGCUUUCGUUCUGUUCCUAGAAAAUAUGAAGAAGCGGGAAUCUUUUCAUAGAGAAAAGUUGUUGUUUAUGUCUGAUUAAUGUGUCCUCUGCUUGAGACCAACUUCGUGUGCUUUGACCUUCAGCGAAUGUUAUCCGCUUGGUUUGAUAUCAUGGCUAUUGGGCAGAUUUGAAUUUUUUUGUUGUUGUUGUUUUGUUUUUGUUUUUUUUGCGACUUCGCUUAGAUGUCUUUUUGUGUUCAAUCCCGUGUCAUUCACACCUCGUAAAGUGGUUUUUGCAGUUUGCAGUUACUAUCAAAGUGUUUACAUACCAUGUAACGGUUCAUUUGACGUCCCGCGCUUCUCCCGCCCCGUCGCCAGAGCGCCCCAGAGAGCUUGCUUACAGGCUACUAUACAGCUUAUUAUAAGUGUUAGGGAGACCAAUUGCGUUAUCCACUGAAUAGAAAUUUUAUGUCCUCCACUCUAUUAAAGUGGCAAGAAGUCCUCUCGGUGGGGAAAGCAACUACGGGGACACGAUAACACAUCUGAGAUUCUAAUUCGCCACUUAAGAAACGACAAGAAAACUGGAGCCGAAAUGCGUCGAGCAAUCUUUUCUUGGAUCUUUUCUACUGGGGAUGCGCCGGUCAGUUAUUGGCCUAUUUUUUUUCGCUCUCCCUACUAACAAUCGCCGAAAACUUCGGGAAAGUUACUUCUGUGUUGUAUUAAGCAAGCUGCGGCCUUGAGAGGUUGAGUUUAACACUACUUUAUUGUGAGCGACAAUAUGGCCGAAUGAAAGAAAAACAGGUAUUCGCAAAUCAUCAUCAUGAUAACAAUAGCACCGGAAACAUAAACACCGGAAGUGACUGGCUAUAGCUAGAAUCAUUACAGUUUCGUUCUCGUUUUUUAAAUGGCGAAUUGGCGAAACCUGUUCUGUAAGAACUUUCUUGUAAUAAUAUUUGAACAUUUUUCAGGUCGCUGUCCCUUCACCAGGUGCGCAAAACACAGUCGUUUCUCGUGUCUCCCUGCACGGGCCCCAUACAACCGGCUGACUGGAUGUUUCUCCCAAUUGUGAAAUUACACAACCAAGCGAUAAGUGUGUAAGUAAAAUCCCUUCGUUCAGUGUACCACAUUUGACUGGUAAGGUCUGGUUAGCCUUCGAGAAACCUCUCCAUUUGGGGUAUAACGUUGAAAGUCUCGCACGAGCGGCACGUCGCUCGCGCCUUUUCGCGCGGUCUGCUUCGCCCGCGCCACUCGAAAUCGAAAGGCUGCUCGCAGGCUAAGGUCUGGCUUCACGGCGAGAGACAUUUCGUAGUGAGACGCGGCUGUAUUCAAUGGUUUUGCAAGGUCUCGCAACCGUCUCCUGUGAGACAGAAAAAAAGGUCUUUUCUCGAGUGUUCUUAGCCCCAUUGGCUGUAUAUAGGAAUAAGGUUAUGAAGAAUUUACUUCAAAAAAUCGCGUAUCUCUAGGUUUCGCUGUAAUGUCUGAAGUUCUGGCUCAGGUGCAAUUUUUUAGGUGCACCAUUUCGUUGGUUCCAUGGAAUCGUAAUACGACUAACCAAACGAAGUAGGUGUGAAUUAAACAAGAAACUCUUUACCGAUGAGUGAGACCUCCACAAAAGGCCUCUGUGUUCAACAUGAUAAUACGGCCAUUUAUACAAGCAAAAACAAUACGCAAAACAGUGCCGUAUAAACGGCACAUUUCGUCUGAAAUAAGUCGCGACUUAGUAAAGACGCUUCUUAUUUUUCCCCGUAUAAAUGGCCGUUAUGUUCGUCUAAAAUAUUCCCACGAUCUGAUAAAAUCCCGACUGCUACCGGACUUGAUAGAUCAAUUUAGGUUUCUGGGAAACUGUCCACCUACCCCUCCCCAAAGCCAUCAUUUUGCCCUAAGUGAGAAGUAAGUGUUAAUGUUAGCUUAGGGGAGGGGUAGGUGGGCAGUUUCCAAGAAACGUAAAUUGAUCCCACUUGAUAACCGGGCAAAUAAAAUAUUAUGUACAUCCAAAGAUCUGCGCAGUACGUGCACUUAAAGAUCAUCAGGUAAGGUAUGGCCAACAACCCUCUAAUUUGUGGGAAUAAGAUGGUGACCUGGACCGACAAAUGUCCUUUUCAAAAAAGAAAAGUUAUUUGUAGCACUGAUCUGUAUGUAUGUGGUUUGAAGUUAAAUUAGGCGGCCAAAUACAUUGGAAACUUCAAAUCUGUUUCUCAAUUUCUGACUUUAAAAGCAUUCUUACUUAUCAUUAAUCAAUAUAUCUUUUUGUUGUGUUUCUGUGGUAAGUGAGAUGAAAGGCAAGGAAAUUGAUACUGUUGCUAGUCAAGCCGUUUCUAUAGUAACAGCAACCCUUCAGUUGGUCCUUCUGUUGGAGGAUUGGCGGCCUUCAUGCUUACGUCACGUUUCCAUGACAUCGCGAAUUGCCAGAAUUAUGUGUGUCUUCUUAACAGGUAAGAAGAAAAGCUGAUUGUAGCAUGCGAACGCAGACGUAUUUCCGGUCGUGUUUUUUUUUUUUUCGCGUUCUCGUGUGCUGCACAAUAUGAACCUUUUAAGAGCUCGUUUGUAGAAAUUAGUCCACUCGUUAUUUCAUCUCAAACAAAGGCCACUUUGCCCUGCUACCCAUGGGAUAAAAGUUUCAUCUCGUUUCCUUACAAUCCAGAAUGUUUUAACUCUGAAAAAAAAGAAAUUAAAAUCAAUACAACGGUCAAACGAUAAAAGGUUUGAAAGUACUUUCUGUAUAAUUUAACCGUGGAAUUCUCUCUUUGUCAACUUUCAGGGAGUGAUUUGUUUCUGAACAGCAAAGUCCAUGACUAUUUGUCAGUUCUUUUGCGGAUUUACACAAACUCUGCAAAACUAGCGAAGCUCGAUUUCAAUUCCCCAAUCCCUGGACUCACGUCGUUCUAUGAUCUGUAAGUAACACGCUUUUAUUUCGCUCGAUAUCAUAUAUCUUUUAUUUUUAUUAAUAUUUUUAUUGAUAAAUCUGGCACUUAAUUUGAGUUUCUGGAUGGAGUAUUAGCCUUACGCCGGCGGCGUUCAGUCGGCUAUCAUUCAGCAUUACUUGAACUUCUUGUUGCGGAAGUUCUUUAUUUCCGAAGACUCAAUGCAAUGCUCAAGUCUCACUGUAGAACUACUUUACUGUGUACCGUUUCAGGGUAUCUUUAGCCUGUGAACAGGCUCUCUGUUAUGGGAUGGGGUGAAAAAAUCGCGAGGAGAGGGAUUUUUUCACCCUUUCGCAAACCAAACAGAGGGCCUGUUCACAGGCUAGGGUAUCUGUGGAUUAAAUUGAUACUUUUCGUUUUGUUGUGCAUGGUUUUUAAUAUGUUGUGAAGGAAAUUUUUACAUGUAAGUGAUAUAGUUUAAUACUAUGUAAAACCCUAUCGUAUGGUUCGUUAUUCUUCUUUUAUCGGAUGAUAUAAUUUCGGUUUUUUUUAGGUACGCCUCAGUACUUUCACAGUAUUCCGCGGUAUCCUUUGGUGACCCUUUGUUUGGCUGCUUUGUCGUCCUUCCGUUAACACAAAGACACGACAUUAAGUUUCGUAGAGCUGUGUGGGAUGAACACAUAGGUGUAUUAAGGGCCUUAGCAAUUCCCUUAGAUCAGGUAACGUGUAACUGGUGUCUAGUACUCUUACACCGCCAUUUGAUUUGUCACGUAACGCUUUUCGGUAGUUUUAUUGAGGCAGUUCAUACCGUCAGCUGUUGUGAGUUUCAUAAUUACACCCAACGCGCGAAUCUGCAUUUUGGUCGGGCCGAUAGUUAGCAAGAAGAGCGAACCUGUGGAGAGAAACACAGUACCUUCAGUUCUUCAAUACUCCCACAUGCGUUCCAAACGAAGUAGCCCUUUCCCAAAAGGCAACGGGUUUGUGCGUUGUGAAGACACUUGUGAGCCUCGGUUGUUAUAAUUUUAGCCGCAGUUGUUCAAAGGGUAGAUAACGCUAUAGGUAGAUUUCUGUCCAGCAGAUGACGUAAUUGUUUCCCCGUGUACCUAUCCGGGAUAUAGUGCUGUCCAAUGUCUGAACAAUUGGUGCCUAAACAGCAUGUUUUAUAGAGAUUAAUCGGUAAUGUCGGUUUAAAGACCAGGUCUGCCUGGACUAGGAGAAUUUGCCUGUGUGCAAUGAAAAUUUAACAAGUUUAGUUGUCUCUAAAAUGAAAUGACAAUUUAAUGUUGACUCUUUUUUCAGCUGCCUAUUCCUUUGGAGGAAUUUUUGUACCCAAUAGAACGGAACCAGUCCUUACUCGCGCUUUAUCUUCGAGCUUUAGCCACUCAGACAGUGAGGUGAGUGUCCUUAUCCCACGGUGUUUCUGCUUUAUAACCGAGGCUUACACCAAUGUAAUGCCUGUAAAGGUUGAGGGUUAAACAAUCAUAACAUAAACACCGGAAGUGACUGGCUAUAGCUAGAAUCAUUACAGUUUCGUUCUCGUUUUUUAAAUGGCGAAUUGGCGAAACCUGUUCUGUAAGAACUUUCUUGUAAUAAUAUUUGAACAUUUUUCAGGUCGCUGUCCCUUCACCAGGUGCGCAAAACACAGUCGUUUCUCGUGUCUCCCUGCACGGGCCCCAUACAACCGGCUGACUGGAUGUUUCUCCCAAUUGUGAAAUUACACAACCAAGCGAUAAGUGUGUAAGUAAAAUCCCUUCGUUCAGUGUACCACAUUUGACUGGUAAGGUCUGGUUAGCCUUCGAGAAACCUCUCCAUUUGGGGUAUAACGUUGAAAGUCUCGCACGAGCGGCACGUCGCUCGCGCCUUUUCGCGCGGUCUGCUUCGCCCGCGCCACUCGAAAUCGAAAGGCUGCUCGCAGGCUAAGGUCUGGCUUCACGGCGAGAGACAUUUCGUAGUGAGACGCGGCUGUAUUCAAUGGUUUUGCAAGGUCUCGCAACCGUCUCCUGUGAGACAGAAAAAAAGGUCUUUUCUCGAGUGUUCUUAGCCCCAUUGGCUGUAUAUAGGAAUAAGGUUAUGAAGAAUUUACUUCAAAAAAUCGCGUAUCUCUAGGUUUCGCUGUAAUGUCUGAAGUUCUGGCUCAGGUGCAAUUUUUUAGGUGCACCAUUUCGUUGGUUCCAUGGAAUCGUAAUACGACUAACCAAACGAAGUAGGUGUGAAUUAAACAAGAAACUCUUUACCGAUGAGUGAGACCUCCACAAAAGGCCUCUGUGUUCAACAUGAUAAUACGGCCAUUUAUACAAGCAAAAACAAUACGCAAAACAGUGCCGUAUAAACGGCACAUUUCGUCUGAAAUAAGUCGCGACUUAGUAAAGACGCUUCUUAUUUUUCCCCGUAUAAAUGGCCGUUAUGUUCGUCUAAAAUAUUCCCACGAUCUGAUAAAAUCCCGACUGCUACCGGACUUGAUAGAUCAAUUUAGGUUUCUGGGAAACUGUCCACCUACCCCUCCCCAAAGCCAUCAUUUUGCCCUAAGUGAGAAGUAAGUGUUAAUGUUAGCUUAGGGGAGGGGUAGGUGGGCAGUUUCCAAGAAACGUAAAUUGAUCCCACUUGAUAACCGGGCAAAUAAAAUAUUAUGUACAUCCAAAGAUCUGCGCAGUACGUGCACUUAAAGAUCAUCAGGUAAGGUAUGGCCAACAACCCUCUAAUUUGUGGGAAUAAGAUGGUGACCUGGACCGACAAAUGUCCUUUUCAAAAAAGAAAAGUUAUUUGUAGCACUGAUCUGUAUGUAUGUGGUUUGAAGUUAAAUUAGGCGGCCAAAUACAUUGGAAACUUCAAAUCUGUUUCUCAAUUUCUGACUUUAAAAGCAUUCUUACUUAUCAUUAAUCAAUAUAUCUUUUUGUUGUGUUUCUGUGGUAAGUGAGAUGAAAGGCAAGGAAAUUGAUACUGUUGCUAGUCAAGCCGUUUCUAUAGUAACAGCAACCCUUCAGUUGGUCCUUCUGUUGGAGGAUUGGCGGCCUUCAUGCUUACGUCACGUUUCCAUGACAUCGCGAAUUGCCAGAAUUAUGUGUGUCUUCUUAACAGGUAAGAAGAAAAGCUGAUUGUAGCAUGCGAACGCAGACGUAUUUCCGGUCGUGUUUUUUUUUUUUUCGCGUUCUCGUGUGCUGCACAAUAUGAACCUUUUAAGAGCUCGUUUGUAGAAAUUAGUCCACUCGUUAUUUCAUCUCAAACAAAGGCCACUUUGCCCUGCUACCCAUGGGAUAAAAGUUUCAUCUCGUUUCCUUACAAUCCAGAAUGUUUUAACUCUGAAAAAAAAGAAAUUAAAAUCAAUACAACGGUCAAACGAUAAAAGGUUUGAAAGUACUUUCUGUAUAAUUUAACCGUGGAAUUCUCUCUUUGUCAACUUUCAGGGAGUGAUUUGUUUCUGAACAGCAAAGUCCAUGACUAUUUGUCAGUUCUUUUGCGGAUUUACACAAACUCUGCAAAACUAGCGAAGCUCGAUUUCAAUUCCCCAAUCCCUGGACUCACGUCGUUCUAUGAUCUGUAAGUAACACGCUUUUAUUUCGCUCGAUAUCAUAUAUCUUUUAUUUUUAUUAAUAUUUUUAUUGAUAAAUCUGGCACUUAAUUUGAGUUUCUGGAUGGAGUAUUAGCCUUACGCCGGCGGCGUUCAGUCGGCUAUCAUUCAGCAUUACUUGAACUUCUUGUUGCGGAAGUUCUUUAUUUCCGAAGACUCAAUGCAAUGCUCAAGUCUCACUGUAGAACUACUUUACUGUGUACCGUUUCAGGGUAUCUUUAGCCUGUGAACAGGCUCUCUGUUAUGGGAUGGGGUGAAAAAAUCGCGAGGAGAGGGAUUUUUUCACCCUUUCGCAAACCAAACAGAGGGCCUGUUCACAGGCUAGGGUAUCUGUGGAUUAAAUUGAUACUUUUCGUUUUGUUGUGCAUGGUUUUUAAUAUGUUGUGAAGGAAAUUUUUACAUGUAAGUGAUAUAGUUUAAUACUAUGUAAAACCCUAUCGUAUGGUUCGUUAUUCUUCUUUUAUCGGAUGAUAUAAUUUCGGUUUUUUUUAGGUACGCCUCAGUACUUUCACAGUAUUCCGCGGUAUCCUUUGGUGACCCUUUGUUUGGCUGCUUUGUCGUCCUUCCGUUAACACAAAGACACGACAUUAAGUUUCGUAGAGCUGUGUGGGAUGAACACAUAGGUGUAUUAAGGGCCUUAGCAAUUCCCUUAGAUCAGGUAACGUGUAACUGGUGUCUAGUACUCUUACACCGCCAUUUGAUUUGUCACGUAACGCUUUUCGGUAGUUUUAUUGAGGCAGUUCAUACCGUCAGCUGUUGUGAGUUUCAUAAUUACACCCAACGCGCGAAUCUGCAUUUUGGUCGGGCCGAUAGUUAGCAAGAAGAGCGAACCUGUGGAGAGAAACACAGUACCUUCAGUUCUUCAAUACUCCCACAUGCGUUCCAAACGAAGUAGCCCUUUCCCAAAAGGCAACGGGUUUGUGCGUUGUGAAGACACUUGUGAGCCUCGGUUGUUAUAAUUUUAGCCGCAGUUGUUCAAAGGGUAGAUAACGCUAUAGGUAGAUUUCUGUCCAGCAGAUGACGUAAUUGUUUCCCCGUGUACCUAUCCGGGAUAUAGUGCUGUCCAAUGUCUGAACAAUUGGUGCCUAAACAGCAUGUUUUAUAGAGAUUAAUCGGUAAUGUCGGUUUAAAGACCAGGUCUGCCUGGACUAGGAGAAUUUGCCUGUGUGCAAUGAAAAUUUAACAAGUUUAGUUGUCUCUAAAAUGAAAUGACAAUUUAAUGUUGACUCUUUUUUCAGCUGCCUAUUCCUUUGGAGGAAUUUUUGUACCCAAUAGAACGGAACCAGUCCUUACUCGCGCUUUAUCUUCGAGCUUUAGCCACUCAGACAGUGAGGUGAGUGUCCUUAUCCCACGGUGUUUCUGCUUUAUAACCGAGGCUUACACCAAUGUAAUACCUGUAAAGGUUAAGGGUUAAACAAUCAUAUUUCACGUCGAUAACUCGUGACAGUUAUUCAACUGAUAAACUUGAGGUCGACGUUGCACUCAUUAUACCCCCACCCCUUCCCCCCCUCUCUCUCUCUCUUACACACACACUCGAACCUCCCGCUAACUCGAAGCAAUUUUCAUUUCCCUUCAGACCAUUUUCUACAUAAUUUUACCGUCGAUAACUCGAACUUUUUCUUUUUCCCUAGAAGGUUCGAAUUAUCGGGAGUCGACUCUAGUUAAAGCUACACAGAAAGAAAAGAAGUCGAAAAAAAGAUGUGAUGUCACCGGGACUGAUCUAGCUCGGGACGUCGCGCACUGAAGGCCGCGCACUACUCCCAAUAGAAACAAACCUAACUAUACAGCGUGUCUUAGUUACAAUGCAGUCAUAUACAAUUAUGAUGCCACUCUCGGAAAAAAAUGCAAGUUGUGAGCCUACAUAAAGGGCUUAAUUAAACCUGACUUACGACUUUUAAAACCUGUUUGAUGUGUUUCAGGGCUCAGUGGUCUCCGCUGUUUUAUCUUGUUGCUGUUCACCACGUAAAUGCCUUUAUUUUUCAACGAGUCAAUCCUGAGGUUAGUCUGGCCUACCAAUAUCCCUGCCAUUGGAUGCCUUUUUUUAAUAACCGCGAUCGAAUGACUUGUGUUGUAUGGUCGCGAUAAAAUUUUAAAUUUCAGUUGAUUCAACCUUUAUGACAGGUAGCCUACAAAGCAGGCGCCGGUUUUGUUGGGGCGAAGGGUGAAAUUUCGAGGACAAUCGCACACGCAUGAGUGGAGAAAGAAAAGGAGGCCUCCUCUUCUCUUCACGUGAUCCCCUCGCGCGCUUUGAUUAAAACUAGCCUGAUACGCAGGCUACGAUAAAAUUGAGAUGGUUUAUCCAAUCCCGUACUUACCAUAGCAGUUUAACGGAGUUACGUUGUAACUUCUGGGAAAUAUUUUAACUUUAAAGAGUCUGUGGGAGACAUAAGUAAAAUAGAUCAAGGAAGCUCUCAAGACAGAUUAGAAACCUUCUUUACGCUUGGCUUUGAAAUAAGACUGUCAGCGCGAGCAAGCUCAUGCCUCUGGCGCUAGAGAGUUGGGGGAGGGGAGUUGGCUUCUUUUCUCUUUUGCAACCUGCCCCGCAAGCCCAGAACUUGCUCUCAGAAUAUUAAUUUUUAGGCGAAACCACCAUGAACAAGUAAGAGUCUGAGGACCGUAGUUCUGCGCCAGCAACCUCGUUCCCAGGGUUCGCUCCUUAUCGUGCCCGGAGUGAGAGAGAACACUGGGAACGAGGUCGGCGCGCCGAAGUUAAACCACUAUUAACACUGGAGGUUUUGACUACACGGGUAAAUUGCUUUGCGAGUUGCGUGGAACAGUGAUCGGGUUUCUAUUUGACUGGUUUCACUUCUUUGUUUUUUCUAGGAUGAUCGUGGGCUUAGACAGAAGAUAACCCUGUUAAAGCAAGUUCUCGCUGUGCAAAAUGAGGUGGGUAACAUUUUUAUAUUUUAUAAACUCGGCUUCUAGCUUGCAUUGGUGUUUCCUUGUAUCACUCAAUAAAACAGUCAACCGACAAUUUUGUCGUCAGUCAAAACCACGAUAAAACAGAGGGCCAACAGACUGGCAAAAUAUGUUCAUUUUCGCUAUAACGAACGAUAUCUAGGUGUUUUCCAUAUAUUUUACCAUCACUGGGACAAAGAGCACAGGAAAAAAUAACAGAUUCCUAUUUUUGGAUAUUUUAGGGUAUUUAAAGAAUACCCACAAAAAACCCAAAUUUGGAAGAGUGAGACAAGUCCCAACCAGGGAACUUGGCUGGGAAUUCCCUGGUUGGGACUUGUCUCACUUUGCCGAAUUUGGGAUUUUUAUGGGUAUUCUUUAAAUACUCUAAAAUAUCAAAAAAUGGGAAUCUGUUAUUUUUUCCUGUGAGUAUCGUACGUAAUACAGCGGACUUCGUUAAACAGGGCUUCGUUAUGACGAGGUUCCACUAUAUUGAAUUUCUUCAGGUUUUAAAUUUACGUUACUUUUUAACUCGUCGAUAAAACUAUUUUUUGUGUGUGUAUCACUUUCUUGCCGGCGCAACAUCACACUUUACUGUAACGCUAACUCACUAAUUAGUUAUUCAGUAAGCAGACCACUCCAUAAUAAUCUGCGCGAUGGUGAGUAAUGUCAAAAUAACCCGCAUUAUUAUCGGUAAGAAGUUUUAACAACAGUUAGUCGGAAACCCACCAUUUCGUCAUCUCCCAUAAUGCACCUCUUUUGACCUCAACCACCAUCAACCCUCCCUUUAAAAAAAAUUUUGCAUUAGCUUUUAUUUUAAUUUCUCCUAGGUAUACCAGUCGUCCCAAGAAAAAUUGAAGACAAUGCUUUUUUUUUUGGGGGGGGGGGUUGAGGGGUGGGGUGGCAAACAAGGUGUAUUAUGGGAGAUUUGCAAAUAGCAAAUAGCUGAGCAUAGUUCACCGACCGGCCUGUAAUAAUUUCACAUUAUCACAUAUUUUGUUGCUUCUAGUUAUUUAUUUUUGUGUUUUAUUUAUUUCAGAAUGUCCGUCAUGAUGUUCUACACUACUACAAGCCUGUUCCCUCAGAUUCGACGCAACUUUUCGAGAAAUUUACCAGCCUUCCAGUAGAUAGACAACUGCUGCUUAGAAAUCGAGAAAACCUGGAAGAUUGCCGUAAAAUGUACCAGAAAAUCGCCUCGUGUGAAUAG
Porites evermanni is the source of this 34388-nucleotide messenger RNA. The record is from the annotation of a GenBank genome assembly. NCBI's taxonomy places the organism in Eukaryota, Metazoa, Cnidaria, Anthozoa, Scleractinia, Poritidae.